Molecule: messenger RNA, 1851 nt
Organism: Chroicocephalus ridibundus (black-headed gull)
Lineage: Eukaryota; Metazoa; Chordata; Aves; Charadriiformes; Laridae
Gene: TPGS1
Product: tubulin polyglutamylase complex subunit 1
Exons: 2
Coding region: 10-873 (287 amino acids)
Biological process (GO): protein polyglutamylation
Molecular function (GO): microtubule binding
Source: RefSeq, a predicted model, not a curated record
GCAGCCAAGAUGGCGGCGUACGAGAAGCGGCGGGCGGCCCCCGCUCCGGCCCCGGCGGCGGGCAGCGGGCCGGCGGAGCCGGGCCAGGCGGCGGCCGGCGAGCUGGGGAGCGAGGCGGAGUUCCUGCUGCGGGCCGGCGUCACCGCCAUGGUGCGGGAAGCGUUGCUGAAGGUGCUGGAGGCGCGGCCCGAGGAGCCCGUCUCCUUCCUGGCCGACUACUUCGAGCGGCUGGUGCCGGGCAGCCCCGGCGCGGCGGGGGAGGCCGCCGCCGAGCUACCGGGGCCGCCGCAGCGCCUGGCUCGGGCGCUGUGGUACGUGCGCCUGGCUCACCACUCUCACAGGACGGCCUUCGACAGCAACGCCGGCGCGGCCUACGAGGUGCUGGGGGCCGGCGGGCGGCGGCGGAAGGCGGGCGUGGACGGGCGGCUGUACAGUGAGCUGCUGCGGCUCAUCUGCCAGCACGGGGGAGCGCCGGCGGAGGCGGCGGCCGCGCUGCUGGGCCGCGUGCGCUGCCGCGACCACGAAGCCGUGCCCUUCGACGUCUUCCGCUACGGCGUCCUCACCUGCUUCGUGCUGCUGGAGUUUGCCGCCAAGGCGGACGCGCUCUUCGGCGUCCUGGAUGGCGGCUCGGGCACCGCUGACGGGCGGGUGUGCCAGGCCGUGCUGCGGGCGCUGGAGGAUGCCCUGGGCAUCGGCCACGUCGCUCUGCCCGGCCGCUACCUGGAGGCCGGCUCCAGGCUGGGGCCGGACGGCCUGGCCCUGGCCAUGGACCGGGCGCUGCAGGAGAGGAAGCUCGGCAGCUCCAUGAGCCGGGAGGAGUUCCUGAAGAAAGCCACCGCCUUGUUCGUCGCAAAAGUGAAGCCCGUGGAGUGAGGCCUGGGCGGGAGCAACGCGGACUGCGCCUGCUCUGGCCUCCGCGGCAGCUCCGCACGGAGCCGCUCCCGUGAAGUGGCGCCGGGCCCGGCGCUGAGCUGGAUGGUGGGUGCGGGGGCGGCCGGGCACUGCCUGAUGAGAUUCCCCAUUGCCACGCUCCUGCCCUGGAUCGAGCCGAUGGGUGCCCGGCCCCUCCAGUGCUGGAUCCCUCCCUCCCUGCUGUGCUGCUCCCAGCUGCGGCUCCUGCGAUCCGGCUGCUGUUCGUUAGUAAAUCUUUUUUAGGCAUUAAUGUGGGACUUGCAAGGAGGCCGGUAAGCUGUAGGGCAGCAUUAGUCAUUACAAAUGAGCCAGAAUGAAGUAAAUGUGGGGCUGGACCUCCAGAUAUCCAGCAGUUGCGUCCUAGCCCCGGGGCAAUGUCAUGUCAUGCAGUUUCAGCGGGGCACUUUGUUUCUGUUUUUGGGUUUGUUUCACACCUACCUGUGAAGUGGGGGGCGAUGCUUACCUACCCCCGGCUGUCAGGAUUCAGUAAAGCAUCAUUUUAUUCAGCAAAAUGUUUUAAACGCACAGCAGAUGAGAAACGGCUGGCCGGAAAGGAAACCUUCCCGGGAAGGGCUGGGAGCCAGAGGGGUUCUGCCUCUGCCGGCAGCCGAGCUGUGGGGCGAUGAGCUGUCCCUGCUGCCCCCUCGCUCGGCGCUUACCCAACCGCCUCUGCCCGCUGCCGGCCAGGCUCUGAACAUCAAAGCUCGUUCCUGAGCGAUGACUUCUCAGGCGAAGCUGCAGGGCGCUACGGAUUCGAGAGCGAUUUGGGACGCGGAGCACUGGAUCAAGACGAGACAAACCCCCUUCCCUGAGGUCAUCCUUGGCUUUUGAACAGAGCUGCAUGUUGAACCGUGUGUUAUUUAUUUGAACUUGUCGGUUUUAAUUAUUUAUACUGCGCAAUUAUUGGUUUACUGUGAGACAUUAAAGCUUUUUAUUAUU